Diospyros lotus (date-plum) is the source of this 732-nucleotide messenger RNA. RefSeq names its product pathogenesis-related protein 1B-like. The transcript has a single exon. NCBI's taxonomy places the organism in Eukaryota, Viridiplantae, Streptophyta, Magnoliopsida, Ericales, Ebenaceae. The record is from RefSeq and is a predicted model, not a curated record. Gene Ontology annotation, cellular component: extracellular region. The coding region runs from base 79 to 594 and encodes 171 amino acids.
UUACCAUCAUCUAUGAUCAUCGUUCACAACAACCCUAAUUAGGCUUCUGCAAAUUAGGGUAGAGAUCGAACGAAAAAAAUGGGAUUGAAGCCCAAAAGAGCAAUGCACGAAAUCUCGAUGGUGUCUCUCAUCCUUUGUUUCAUCAUCAUCCUAGCAAAGCCCCACACCUCUCAUGCCCAAAACACCCAACAAGAGUACCUUGACGCCCACAACAUGGCUCGCUCCGAGGUGGGCGUGGGAGGUUUGGUAUGGGACGACACUGUCGCCGCUUAUGCCCUAAACUACGCCAACCAAAGGGCCGGCGACUGCGCCAUGAUGCACUCCAAUGGACCAUACGGCGAGAACCUCUUCUCUGGUUACGGCAAAGAGUGGACCGCCACCGACGCAGUGAAUUCUUGGGUCUCGGAGAAGGCCUACUACGAUCACGCCUCAAAUUCUUGCGCUCAGGGUCAGGUGUGCGGGCACUAUACACAGGUUGUGUGGCGGAACUCAGUUAGCCUUGGCUGUGCUAGGGUUCAGUGCAGUAAUGGCUGGUGGUUCAUCACUUGCAACUAUAAUCCCCCCGGCAAUGUUAAUGGCCAAUCCCCAUACUAGAUAUGCUUGCUUCUGUUUCAACAUCUGCAUAUAUAUAUAUAUAUAUAUAUAUGCAUGUUAGUUCCUAUAUAUGAUAAAUAAGAUUUGAAUCGUCCGCAAGGUGGCAGCCCACCUUACUUUGGUUUGAAUCUUUCAACA